AUGGCGGACUCGGCCGCUCGCGGCACCGGUUGCAUGAGUAGCGACGCUGGCCACAACAACAGCAACAGCAAUAGCAACAACAGUAGCAACUGCAACAGGACCGCGGCCGGUAGUCGGUUCAUCUGCGUCGGUACCGAGGUUCGCCCGGACGAGCCCGGGCUGGAGGAGCUCGAUGACAGCAGCGAUCACACCUUCUCCGCUCCAUCCAUCGACGGCGGCGGCGGCGGCGGCGGCGAGGGGCUACUGUUGGAGGGGCGACGAAGGCUCGGCAACGACGAAAACGGAUCCAACAAGAACAGGUCGUCCGGGGCGGUACCACUGCUCGCGACGGGCGGCGGCGACGACCCCGAGAGCGGCGGCGGCGGAACCUUGACACGGAACGAGGCCGCCCUGGUGGUGUCGGUGAUCGGAUCGGGCAGUGACACGGCGGAGGGUGGUGGCGGCGGAUUCGGAGGUGGAGGCGGCAGUAGCACCAAUGAAUCGUCCUUCAACUCGCAAGCCCGGAACCGGCGCAAGAACUUCCGGUGUGGACUCUAUGCCCGGUUGCUGAAGCUGUUCGAGGUGUCGCAGAAGUCGGAGCGGGCGUUCCUGGUGCUCGGCGGGAUCUGUCUCGCGCUGCUGCUGAUCGUCGUCGUGCUGGCGUCCUGCUGGCCCCACAUUCCGGACUAUCUGCGCAUGGAGGUCUGCAUGGAGACGGACUGUUUCGAGGCAAGCAAACAGGUACUGACCUCAGCUCAGCCGAGGGUUGUGGCCUGUGACGAACCAUACCAGUGGGCCUGUGGGCGGUUCGAGGAACACUUCCGGACGCACGCCUUCCGCGAGAUCUACAAAGGCGAAUGGUCACCGGUGGCGCAGCACGACUACCAGCGCACACUGGAGGCGUUCCAGUUCAUCGUCCAACUACCGAUGACCGCCAUGACGUACUCGGCCCAGCGCAUGAUCUACACGCUGUACCAGCGGUGCAGCCGGCUGGAAACGGGGACGGAUCGCGAAGGUCUCAACGCGCUCCGCCACAUACUGCUCGAUCUCGGCGGCUGGCAGGUGAUCGACGAGGACCGCCGGCACUACUGGGAUCUGCGGGAAAAUCUUCGCCGCGUACAACCCAUGUACGGCGCGGCGCCCUUCUUCAAGCUCGGCGUUGACACCCGCAACGAAGCGCCGUACGACUAUAUGAUCACCGUGACCGAGGGCAACCUGGGGCUACCGAGCAUGGAGUUCUACAACCUCAAGGAGAGCCACCCGAUCAUUCAGGCCUACCACACGCUGCUGAUCAACAUACUUUCGCACAUGGUAGUAACCUCGACGGAAAACGCGCAGGAGUUUGCGAGCAAAAUCUACAACUACGAGAAGCGCAUCGCGACCAGCGUGAUGCGCGCGGUGCGGUUCGAGAAGUAUUACCACACCCAUCCGCAGGUGCAAACGUUGCACCAGGUGGGGGUCGUGGCACCGUCGCUGCCGAUCAUGGAAGCGGCCCAGGCCAUGUUCAAGGGCAAGAAGAUUACCGAGAACACGCCGGUGAUGGUGUCGAGCCCGGGGACGCUGCGGGCGAUAUCGCAGGUGGUGGCGACCAGCGACAAGGAGGUGCUGAACGAUUACUUCAUCUGGACGGUGAUCUGGCACUUUGCACCGUUCGUGUCGCGCGAGUUCCGCGUCUCGGUGCACCAGUUCGAGCAGGCGGUGCACGGGGCCAAGGAGCGCGAACCGAUGUGGUACUUCUGCGCGAACCUCGUCCGCCAGUGGAUGCCGUACGGGUUGCAGGCGUUGCGCGAGAACACCUCGCUGAUCGUACCGGAACAGCGUAGCAGCUCCAGCGGCUCCCUGCUCCCCGACAAGCCCAUGUUGCAGCAGAUACUGCGCACGAAGCGUCAGCUAUCGCCUCCAUACCAGCACCAGCAGCAGCAGCAGCAGCAGCAGCAAGGGCACGCGAGCACCCUACCGCUGGAUUCGUUCGAGAUCGGCGGUACACUGGACGGUGAUGACGCUGGCGAUGGGUCGGCGAGAAUCGAGGCGGACAGCCUGUACGACUAUCAGGUGGCCGAGCGCAUCAGCUACGACGACGAGCUGGUGAAGCUGAUCUUCUACCACCUGCGCGGCGAGUACAAGCGAGCGCUGGCGAAUGCACCGUGGGUGUACGAGGAGCUGGCGCACUAUCUGAUCGAGAAGCUGGACACGCUGCGGGUGCAGAUCGGCAUCCCGCCGGAGCUGCUGCGGAGCGAGCUGCUGCUGAACGACUACUACGAGCAGCUCGUGCUGGACGGGCUGCUGUUUAUUAACAACGUGAAGAACCAGUGGGACUUCACCAAGCGCCAGAUGAACCGGAUGCUGGACAAUCAGACCGAGGCCGAGCGCAUCCUGGCGGAGAUGUACCCGGCGCGCUCGUCGGGCGAGCUGCUGCGCGUGCAGCUGCAGCAGGGCCGUAACCACGAUCACCACCGGAGCCCGCUGGUGGACCCACUGGUGCGGUACUCGAUCGGGCUCAACAUGGUGAUCGUGUCGCGGCAGCGCAUCCAGCCGCCAUACUUUAGCCAUCACUACCCAAUCUCCGUUAACUUCGCUCGUUUCGGAAUGGACAUUAGCUAUGUGCUGCAAAUGACCCUGCACACGCUCACGGAGCAGUUCCGGAACGUGGAGGCUCACGAAAAGUACCGAGAUGCCGUCAGUCCAGGCCCGAAACCGGAAAACGUUUUCUAUGACGAGGCGCAAAAGUGUAUGGUUAGAGCAUUCAACUACGUACCGUUCAUUGGGCGUACCAUGAACGAAACGCGGCUCAAUCUGUACCUAAAGCUGUCGGCGGUGGCCAUGGCGACGCAGGCGUUUGGCUCGCUGCUGGCCAAGAUCGAGCGCAACGAGCGCAUCUACGAGAGCGAUAUCUCCGAGAAGACGACGUACGAGAUGCUGGGUUUGGACCGGCACCGCCGGUUGCCUGGGCUGCAGCCGUACGACGAGCACCAGCUGUUCACGCUCGUCUUCUUCCAGCGGCACUGCUCCGUCAACCACGACCGACACAAGGUGCCGAAGCUGCUGAUGGAGAACGACAUCACCGAACAUGACCGAUUCCACUUCUUCUGGAACCGAAUAGCGUCGUUCGGGUCUUCGUUUGAUUGCAAGACGGAGGAUUACGGUGGGGACGAUGCCGCUGGUGAUGGCGUUACCAAAGGUCGUUGCAGCAAUGUUCUUUGA
Molecule: messenger RNA, 3180 nt
Organism: Anopheles cruzii
Lineage: Eukaryota; Metazoa; Arthropoda; Insecta; Diptera; Culicidae
Gene: goe
Product: protein gone early
Exons: 10
Coding region: 1-3180 (1059 amino acids)
Biological process (GO): protein processing
Cellular component (GO): plasma membrane
Molecular function (GO): metalloendopeptidase activity
Source: RefSeq, a predicted model, not a curated record